Messenger RNA from Tripterygium wilfordii, 1284 nucleotides. RefSeq names its product ATP-dependent Clp protease proteolytic subunit 4, chloroplastic-like. Bases 134 to 1030 code for a protein of 298 amino acids. Gene Ontology annotation, cellular component: endopeptidase Clp complex. Lineage: Eukaryota; Viridiplantae; Streptophyta; Magnoliopsida; Celastrales; Celastraceae. Gene Ontology annotation, molecular function: ATP-dependent peptidase activity; ATPase binding; serine-type endopeptidase activity. The transcript is spliced from 3 exons. Gene Ontology annotation, biological process: protein quality control for misfolded or incompletely synthesized proteins. The record is from RefSeq and is a predicted model, not a curated record.
AACCUUGGUUAAAGUUCGAGUCGGGGCGAAUAUUGAAAUAAUCGAGGCUUAUAUUGCACUUGUUUUAGGCCUACUUAAGUACUUGACCAAAUUUCCUCCCACCUCACACUCGGAGUGGUAGAAGUUGGAGGCUAUGGAUUUACUCUCAGUCUCGUCUCCGGCAGCCUCUCGUUUUCCGUCCCUGAAACCCUCAUCAUUCAGAGGCCCCAAACACUCCCAACUCACCUUUUCUCUGACAUAUCGAUCUCUUGUUAAAGCGUCUAUUAAACCCCUACAACAACCGAUAUGUUCAUCCAAUUCCAAAAGCCUCACUCUGAGCCUGUCUCCAGAGCUAUCUUCGUCCGCAUCUCAGGCGCCGGUCACGGCCAUGAGAGGUGCGGACUCCGACCCCAUGAGCCUUUUGCUUAGAGAGCGGAUUGUUUUUCUUGGUAACCCCAUCGACGACGUUGUGGCGGAUUACAUUAUUAGCCAGUUGUUGCUCCUAGAUGCCCAGGAUUCUACCAAGGAUAUCAGGCUAUUCAUCAACUCUCCUGGUGGCUCUCUCAGUGCUACGAUGGCCAUCUAUGAUGUUGUGAAGCUUGUAAGGGCUGAUAUUUCGACAGUUGCCCUUGGUAUUGCAGCGUCAACAGCUUCAAUAAUUCUUGGUGGUGGCACAAAAGGCAAGCGCCUUGCAAUGCCAAACACACGAAUCAUGGUUCAUCAACCUCUUGGAGGAGCAAGUGGGCAAGCAAUGGAUGUGGAAAUUCAAGCACGAGAAAUAAUGCAUAAUAAGAAUAAUGUCACGAGCAUUAUUUCAGGUUUCACUGGUCGGCCAUUUGAACAAGUUGAGAAAGAUAUCGAUAGGGAUCGUUAUAUGUCUCCAAUGGAAGCAGUUGAAUACGGAAUAAUUGAUGCGGUAAUUGAUCGUGAUAGCAUAAUUCCUUUGGUUCCUGUGCCAGAAAGGGUAAAACCAAGGUAUAAUUAUGAGGACAUCCGCAAGGAUCCAAAGAAAUUUUUGAACCCAGAUAUCCCAGAGGAUGAGAUAUAUUAGUUUGUGCCACUUGUUACAGCUUUUGUUGAUCAGGCAACACCCGGAUUUGAACUGGGGAAAAGGAUUUGUAGUCCUCGCCUUGCCGUUCGGCCAUGCUGUGAAUAACUAUGUGACUGUGAAUUCAUGAACGAUUUAUGAAUUUUAAUUUAUAAUUUCUAAAAUUGUCUUUCCUCUCACAUCUUCAUGAGGAAGUAAUUUCCUGUUGUUAUCGGUGUACUUGAUUGUUACCCUUCUUAAGAUUUGGGAUGGCAUUA